Messenger RNA from Saitoella complicata NRRL Y-17804, 1863 nucleotides. It is a transcript of the gene VMA1, whose product is annotated as V-type ATPase. Gene Ontology annotation, cellular component: proton-transporting V-type ATPase, V1 domain; fungal-type vacuole membrane. Lineage: Eukaryota; Fungi; Ascomycota; Saitoellomycetes; Saitoellales; Saitoellaceae. The transcript has a single exon. Gene Ontology annotation, biological process: proton transmembrane transport; ATP metabolic process. The record is from RefSeq and is a predicted model, not a curated record. Gene Ontology annotation, molecular function: ATP hydrolysis activity; ATP binding; proton-transporting ATPase activity, rotational mechanism. The coding region runs from base 1 to 1863 and encodes 620 amino acids.
AUGGCCGGUGCUCUUCAGAACGCAAAGAAGGAGAUUCGUAAUCUCAGAUACAACGAUGACCGUGAAAGCGAGUACGGCCAUGUCUACUCCGUGUCCGGUCCCGUUGUCGUGGCCGAGAACAUGAUCGGAUGUGCCAUGUACGAGCUUGUGCGCGUUGGUCACCAGGAGUUGGUUGGUGAAGUUAUUCGUAUCGAGCAGGACAAGGCUACCAUCCAGGUUUACGAAGAGACCGCCGGUGUCACAGUCGGUGACCCUGUCCUCCGUACCGGAAAGCCAUUGUCUGUUGAGUUGGGGCCUGGAUUGAUGGAAAACAUUUACGAUGGUAUUCAGCGUCCUCUCAAAGCCAUUCAGGCCAAAUCACAGUCGAUCUAUAUUCCUCGCGGUAUUGCCACCGAUGCCUUGGACCGUACCCGAUCCUGGGACUUUAACCCCGGCAACCUCAAGGUCGGCGAUCACAUCUCUGGAGGCGACAUCUUCGGUUCAGUAUACGAGAACUCACUCGUCGACAGUCACAAGGUUAUGUUGCCUCCAAGAGCGAGAGGUACCAUCACCCGUAUUGCUGAAAAGGGCUCGUACAAUGUGGACGACAAGAUCUUGGAAGUUGAGUUCAACGGAGAGACCAAGGAGUACUCUAUGAUGCACACCUGGCCUGUGCGUGUUCCACGUCCCACGGCAGAGAAGCUGUCCGCGGACUACCCUCUCUUGACUGGUCAGCGUGUCCUGGACGCUUUGUUCCCUUGUGUUCAGGGUGGUACAACAGCCAUUCCCGGAGCUUUCGGAUGCGGUAAGACCGUCAUCUCUCAAUCUUUGUCCAAGUACUCCAACUCGGAUAUCAUCAUCUACGUCGGAUGUGGUGAGCGUGGUAACGAGAUGGCUGAAGUACUUAUGGACUUCCCUGAGUUGUCCAUCGACGUGGACGGCCGUCAGGAGCAAAUUAUGAAGCGUACGACUCUCGUUGCUAACACUUCGAACAUGCCUGUCGCGGCUCGUGAGGCGUCCAUCUACACCGGUAUCACCUUGUCUGAGUACUUCCGUGAUCAGGGUAAGAACGUUGCCAUGAUGGCUGACUCAACGUCCCGUUGGGCUGAGGCCUUGCGCGAGAUCUCUGGUCGUUUGGCAGAAAUGCCAGCAGACUCUGGUUACCCAGCGUACUUGGGUGCCAAGCUCGCCUCUUUCUACGAACGUGCAGGUAAGGCUACUUGUCUUGGUUCCCCUGAGCGUGAGGGUACCGUCAGUAUCGUCGGAGCCGUGUCUCCCCCUGGUGGAGACUUUUCUGACCCUGUCACUUCUGCUACCCUUGGUAUCGUGCAGGUAUUCUGGGGUCUUGAUAAGAAGCUUGCCCAGCGUAAGCAUUUCCCGUCCGUCAACUGGUCGCUUUCCUAUUCCAAGUACACCAACGUAUUGCAGAAGUGGUACGACCAGAAUGCACCAGAAUUCACGAAUCUCCGCGACAAGGCUAAGGAAAUCCUGCAGUCUGAGGAGGAUUUGGCAGAAAUUGUGCAGUUGGUCGGGAAGAGUGCCUUGGCUGAGUCGGACAAGAUCACGCUUGAGGUCGCCAGGUUGAUCAAGGAUGACUUCUUGCAGCAGAACGGUUACAGCUCCUAUGACAGGUACUGCCCACUGUACAAGACUACUUGGAUGCUCAAGGGUAUGGUAGGUUUCUAUAACUUGGCUCGCCAGGCUGUGGAGACGUCGAAUGGAGAGAUCACAUGGGCCAAGAUUCGUGACAACAUGGGUGAUGUCAUGCACAGCUUGAGUUCGAUGAAGUUCGAGAACCCUGAGGAUGGCGAGGAGGCUCUCCGAGAGCGUUAUGAAAAGGUCAUUGAGAAGAUGACGAACAAGUUCCGUGCGCUCACGGAGUGA